AUGCUCCAAUUCGCCAAAUUAGAGACUACAUCAAAAUGUCCCAUCAAACAAUAUAAGAGUGGAAAAUAUAUCACCGGUAAUAAUUUGCUUAUUAAUGAAAACUUAUUUGACCGACUGAAAAGCUUGGAAAGUUUGGCGAAAGACUGUCAAGUUCACGUAAAUGUCAAAGGUAGUUAUUACCAGUUGGCGUAUCCUUCACAACAGGUAACCUCUAGUGAUGUCGAUUUGGUUGCUGGUCAUGGUUUUAAAUUUGAACUACUCGAUACUGACGACAGAAUGUUGUGUAAUAGUAUUUGUCUUGGAAAAAGUCCAAAGGAUUUUUCCGAGGUCAGAUGUUUUUUGAACGGAGCUGCCAGUCGUGGUUGGGUAUGGGGCUCAUCUUCAUAUCCCACUGUUUUGAGCGAUGGAUUCUACGCUUCGAGUCUCCUCAACUACAACGUAGCUAAAAUUCGAGUUCAAACUGAUUGUCAAAAUUCAAAACUUAAACGACAGUUAUUAAGAGCAUUAAGAAAAUUGGAUGAAGAAGAACAAGAAUCCGAUGAAAAAAAAUAG
Messenger RNA from Didymodactylos carnosus, 552 nucleotides. NCBI's taxonomy places the organism in Eukaryota, Metazoa, Rotifera, Eurotatoria, Philodinida, Philodinidae. The record is from the annotation of a GenBank genome assembly.